GAAACAAAUCCAAACCACUCAUAAAUCACUCCACUUCACCCAACAAAAGUAUUAGAUGAUGAGAAGAACAAACGUAUUGCCAUCAAAUCUCUGCACAGAUGGAAACCAUUUUAGCUCCUCACUCCUUCUCUUCGCUUUUCAAUCUUAAAUCCUCUCUCCAACAACAACAAAAUCCCAAAUCAAACUCAAACGCUUUCACUCUCGCAAACGCCAAACCCAUUUGUUGUAAUCUCAAGAAGGAUUCAGUUUUUCAAUCCUUUUCAGCAAUACCCAACACCACCAAUUGGGUUUCUCAUGUUCAGCGUGGAUUAGCUGCUUUAGCGAUCUCAUUAGCACUAAAUUUUACCCCUGUUUUGGCUGCCGGGUCUGCAUUUGCAUCUGAGUUUGAUGUCCUCAAUGACGGUCCUCCGAAAGAAAGUUAUGUGCUGGAUGAUGCCGGUGUUCUUAGCAGGGUAACUAAAUCCGAUUUGAAGAAUCUGUUGUCGGAUUUGGAGUACCGGAAGAAAAUUCGCAUUAAUUUCGUUACUGUUCGCAAACUCACGAGCAAAGCCGAUGCAUUCGAGUAUGCUGACCAAGUUUUGGAGCGUUGGUAUCCAACACUAGAAGAGGGAAACAACAAAGGGAUAGUGGUGCUUGUAACAAGUCAAAAAGAAGGAGCAGUGUCUGGAGGCCCUGAAUUCAUUAAGGCUGUUGGUGAUACUGUUCUUGAUGCCACUGUAUCCCAGAACCUUCCUGUGUUGGCGACAGACGAAAAGUACAAUGAAGCGGUUUAUAGUACUGCUAAACGGCUAGUUGCUGCAAUCGACGGCCUUCCGGAUCCCGGUGGGCCCGAAGCAAAGGAAAACAAAAGGGAAUCAAACUUUAAAACUAAGGAAGAGACAGCCGAGAAAAGAGAUCAGUUUACACUUGUUGUUGGAGGUUUGUUGGCUAUUGCUUUUGUUGUUCCCAUGGCACAAUACUAUGCCUAUGUCUCCAAAAAGUAGUUAUGCUUAUGCAUCAUGUCUAGUCGUAUAAAAUUGUCUUCAUGGAAUACAAGUGAGGAAUGUAAUUAGAAAGAUGAUAUUUUAAAUGUGGAUUUGUAUUGUUUACCGAAA
Molecule: messenger RNA, 1094 nt
Organism: Lactuca sativa (garden lettuce)
Lineage: Eukaryota; Viridiplantae; Streptophyta; Magnoliopsida; Asterales; Asteraceae
Gene: TLP18.3
Product: thylakoid lumen 18.3 kDa protein
Source: RefSeq, a predicted model, not a curated record